Musa acuminata AAA Group (dessert banana) is the source of this 1104-nucleotide messenger RNA. RefSeq names its product reticulon-like protein B16. The record is from RefSeq and is a predicted model, not a curated record. The coding region runs from base 170 to 862 and encodes 230 amino acids. The transcript is spliced from 5 exons. NCBI's taxonomy places the organism in Eukaryota, Viridiplantae, Streptophyta, Magnoliopsida, Zingiberales, Musaceae.
CAGUGGACCUUUUCUUUUCCUCUUCUUUGAACUUCGAUUCCGAAAGCCGAGCACCGCAGCCAAAGGUCCUUUGGUCUCCAUUCCACCGGGAAUCUUUCCUUGUAAUUCUUGUUUCCCUGUCUAAUUCGAUCGGGUUCUUGCUGCGUGCGUUGGAUUCAGUGAAUCGAUAAUGGAGGGCAGCGUGUCGGAUCCCUCGAACGGGGAAAUCGCCGCCGAGGGGCGGAAGGAGAGCGCGCUCGACCAGUGCUAUCGCCUCUUCAAUCGCCAGCGGUCGAUCCAUCAGAUAAUCGGCGGCGGCAAAGCUGCUGAUGUCAUUCUGUGGAAACGCCGAUGGAUUUCAAUUGCUGUUAUGAUAGGCGCAACCAUUGGCUGGUUUUUAUUUGAGCGAUCUGGAUUAUCAUUCCUGACAAUCUGCUCGGACAUUCUGCUCAUUUUGAUUGUAAUUCAAUUUGCCCGGGCAAACAGUGCUGUGCUUUUAGAUAAGCAACUCCAGCCAUUGCCAGAAUUAGUUUUAUCAGAGGAAAUGGUGAACAAUGCUGCUGCUUCUUUUCGUGUUAAAAUUAAUAAUAUGCUGAUGAUGGCCCAUGAUAUCACUCUUGGCAAAGACUUCAGGAUAUUUUUUCAGGUGGUGGUUAUCCUCUGGCUAUUGUCUGUUGUUGGAAGUUUCUUUUCAUUCUUCACCCUUGCAUACAUAGGGAUUAUAGUGUCAUUCACAAUACCUGCAUUAUAUGAUAAAUACGAAGAUCGUGUAGACAGAUAUGCUGGGAUGGUUCACCGGAAAAUUUCCAAACACUACAAGAUAGUGGAUGAGAACGUGAUCCGCAGACUCCCAAGACGAUUUUCCAAGAGCAAAGAUGCAUGAUCUAAAAGAUUUUGAUAUACCAAGUUCAGAUGUCAUGUUUUCAUGUGUUGUCUUCUAACUUUGCGAUAGGCACAUUCAUAAGAAACCAUCUGUGACUUCAGUCAUCUGUAUAUUGCGUUGUAAAGUUUUAAUUCAUGAAAGUUUAGAAUGAUAAAUUUGAAAGUUUCAGUGUAAUUUGAAUUAUUUUUCUCCCUGUAAUUUGAAAGAAUUGGACUGCAAAGAAUAAAGAGAAAUUAUCACUA